Messenger RNA from Rhinichthys klamathensis goyatoka, 1109 nucleotides. Its product is annotated as LHFPL tetraspan subfamily member 7 protein. Gene Ontology annotation, cellular component: membrane. The transcript is spliced from 3 exons. Lineage: Eukaryota; Metazoa; Chordata; Actinopteri; Cypriniformes; Leuciscidae. The record is from RefSeq and is a predicted model, not a curated record. The coding region runs from base 418 to 1095 and encodes 225 amino acids.
UGAGCUCUCACUCCUGCAGCGCACGAGCUGCGACUCAGUGUCGAGAGGAAGAUGAUGAUGAUGAUGAUGAUGAUGGUUAUAUGUGGGCUGUGAUUAAUUCAAGCGGAUAGGAUUCAGAUCUACAUAGUGAUCGAGCACCUGCUGUGGCUGCUCAGAGUGCUUGAGCUCUGGGUGUGACUGUUGUCUUUUGUCCUCCACCUGCCUCCUCUCAGUCAGAUGAAUUAACUGGAAUAUCUUCUGUAUUAAACUGGAUCGUGCUGGAAUUACAUUUAGCCGAAAAGUUGUGUAUGCUCACUAGUUCACUGGUGCAUCUGAUUUGUCUCUCAGUGGCACUCUCAACGUAUCGGUAACUCAUGUGUUUGUUUAUGUGAUUAUCGGUGCUCAUCUGAUGUCACACAGUCAGUGAGCGCGCUCCAGAUGCACGCGCUGUUUGAUCGGAAUUGGAAAGGGCUGGAAAUCGAUCUGUCUCCGGUCUCGUUACCCCACGGUGCCGUGAGGAUGUUCAGCUGUGUCGGGUGUUUUUGGGUGCUCCUGUCCUCCUCCCUGGUCGCGAUUUGCAGUUUCAGUUUCAUCUCUCCCGCAUGGAUAGUGAAGGACCUCCUGAAAAACAAGGACUCCGUGAGUUUCGGGCUCCUGUGGCACUGCUCCGAGUCUCAGGAUCAUAUGUACAGAUGUUACACCUUCGGCGGGCUGGGGAAAUUUCAAGAGAUUCCUUCAAGUUCUUGGCAGACGAGUGCAGUGCUGUGUUCAGGUGGAUGUGCUCUGCUGGCGGUCAGCUCCCUGCUGGCCAUCAUCACCAUCUUCCUGCCCGGUGGAGCCUGGGAGAGGAGGAUCUGCACAUUGGCAGGAUACAUGCAGAUGGCUGCAGUGGUCAUUAUGGCAUCUGGUUUACUGGUUUACCCCUUCGGUCUGAACUCCAGCCUGGUCAAGUCUUUCUGCGGAGACUCGGACAUCUACUACGCCGGGGAGUGUCAGAUAGGAUGGGGCUACAUGCUGGCUAUCGUAGGUGUCAUGCUCACACUCUUCCUGCCCUUCUUCGCCAAGUACGCCCCCAAGGAGCAUCUGUCACCCACCCCCUUGCCCACCCUGUUAUAGAGCUUUAAAGAUCA